Messenger RNA from Mus caroli (Ryukyu mouse), 2955 nucleotides. RefSeq names its product WD repeat domain 18 (gene Wdr18). Gene Ontology annotation, molecular function: protein binding. Gene Ontology annotation, cellular component: rixosome complex; nuclear pre-replicative complex. Lineage: Eukaryota; Metazoa; Chordata; Mammalia; Rodentia; Muridae. Gene Ontology annotation, biological process: DNA-templated DNA replication; rRNA processing. The record is from RefSeq and is a predicted model, not a curated record.
AUGAUGGGAUUCGGGGGCGGGACUGGCAGAGCAAGAUGGCGGCGCCCAUGGAAGUGGUGGUGUGUACUGACUCUGCGGCGCAGCUCUGGAGCUGCGUGGUGUGGGAGCUUCAUUCGGGCGCCAACCUGCUCACCUACCGAGGCGGCCAAGCAGGGCUGCGAGGCCUGGCGCUACUCAAUGGCGAGUACCUGCUGGCGGCGCAGCAGGGCAAGAACUACAUUUGCGCCUGGGAGCUGCAGCGUAAGGAUCAGCUCCAACAGAAAAUCAUGUGUCCUGGGCCUGUCACCUGUCUGACCACAGCACCUAAUGGCUUGUAUGUCCUGGCAGGAAUUGCAGAGAGCAUCUACCUGUGGGAGGUCUGCACCGGGAACCUCCUGGUCAUCCUGAGCCGGCACUACCAGGACGUGGCCUGCCUGAAGUUUACAGGGGAUGGCAGCCAUUUUGUCUCCGCGGGCAAGGACUGCCUGGCGCUGGCCUGGAGCCUCUGCAGUGUGCUACAGGCAGACCCAUCCAGGAUCCUUGCCCCAAGACAUGUCUGGUCCCAGCACACGCUCCCGAUCACAGACCUGCACUGCGGCUUCGGAGGCCCCAUGGCCCGGGUGGCCACCGCUUCAUUGGACCAGACCGUGAAGCUCUGGGCCAUCUCCUCGGGGGACCUGCUGCUGUCUGUCUUGUUUGACAUGGGCAUCACGUCUGUGACCAUGGACCUGGCGGAGCACCACAUAUUCUGUGGAGGCAGUGAUGGCUCCAUCUUCCAGGUGGACCUGUGCAGCUGGCCCGGACUGAGGGAGCACAGCUUCCAGCCUGAGCAGAACACAGGGAAGGUCUUCAGAGGACACAGGAACCAAGUGACAUGCCUGUCGGUGUCAACAGACGGCAGUGUUCUGCUCUCCGGCUCCCACGAUGAAUCAGUGCGGCUGUGGGACAUAAAGAGCAAGCAGUGCUUGCGCACAGUCACCCUCAAAGGCCCAGUGACCAAUGCAGCCAUCAUUCUGGCCCCACCCAGCAUGCUGAACCCUGAAUUCAGGCCCAGCCUGCCCCUGCCCCACUUCAACAAGCACCUGCUGGGGGCUGAGCAUGGAGAUGAAGCCCAGGGUGGGGGCCUGCGCCUGCAGCUAGGGCUCCACCUGCAGGGCAAAGAGCCUAGCUACUUGGAGCGUCUAGAACAGCUGCAGGCAGUGUUGUCCAGCUACCUGGAGAAGAACAUGCUAGGCAGCCAGAUUCUGCCAGCACGUGUGUUUGAUCUGGAGGAGGAGGUGCGUAGCCUGCGCAAGAUCAACAGGGACCUGUUCGACUUCUCCACGCGCAUCAUCACACGGCCCUCCAAGUGAGAUGUGCCGGACCGCUGCCACACAAACACUUGCCACGGGGCUGUGAUCUAGUGUUUUAACAAAGGAUGGACUAAAGGAUGGACAAUUCUUAAAUUGUGCGCCUUGGUUGUUCUGUCCCUGGCUGGGCUGGGGCUUGGUUGAAAGGCCUCAGGCCUGGGGGAUGGGGUGCAGUGAGUGGGGGGCUGACUGCAGAGUCCCCAUUCAUGAGGGCCAAUCAGGCAGCAAUCAGUCCUUCACAGCUGUCCAAAGCUCAGUGUCCACAUCGUGUCCUGGGGCUACCUCAAAUCCAGCCCAAAUACGAACAGAACCUUCCAGAAAGCUGCCUGCAACUGACAGCCCUGCUUAACUAUCCAGAAGAUCUGUGAUUUAUCAGAGCUGUUACCACUGCAACUCAGAAGAGCAGUGCCCUCAGGUGGCAGGAUGUGAGCCUACCCUGGGGGGCCAAAGCCUCCUAUGACAAGGGCCUCCCCAUACUUUCCUUCCCUUCCACCCUGGCCCCUCCCCCAGCCCCCUGCUGCUCCCUCAGGGAAGGUCUGGAGAGAGACAAGAAGGUAUGCACUCCACCAGCCAUGGGUCCCCAGCACCCAACCAAAGGCCUCUGGAGGUCUCUUGAGACUGGGGUGUUCAUUAUACUCCUAAUUAUGACUCAGAUUCUGGCUAGGGACAGUGACAGAUGUUGUGUGGAGCCAUAAAUUGCCACCCAAAUAUUGGGUCCCCACCUGCUGUGGCUGGACUGAGACCAACUGCCUGUACUUCCCCCAUCCAAGCCAGGACCUCACUAGCCCAGGCUGGCUUGGAAGGCAGGGUCCCCCUGCAGAUCUGCUUCAUCUGUCCCAGCCUCCUUACUAAGCCUUGCUGUAUUCCCUCAUUUGUCUGCCUCAGCUUCCCCUUACUGACUGGGGAUUCAGCCUAUGUAAAUACUAGGCUGGCUCAAUGCCAAGCAAGAUCUAAGUCCCCAGUCUCCUGAGCAAUGGGGCAGCCUGCACCAAGCCCCCAUAGACUUCCUCGGGUGACAGGAGUCGGGCAGUGUAGACCAGCACAGCCCUAGUCCCCGUGGGAGGGAAGUGGAUGCUGUGUGGUCCAGCCAUCAAGUACGGAGGAACCUUGAGAACAGAGGCCACUGAAGGGUUCCAUGGCAGGAAAUGUCUGGAACAGUACUCGUGGGGGUAAAUUCACAUUUGUGAGACUUGCUUUCCCACUCCCCAAAACGACCUUACAGGAACUGCUUGUCAUUCAGCUGCAGUGGAAGGUGCCACUCGGCCCUUCUGUUAGGAGUGAUAGUGAGUCCUGACAGGCCUGCAGUCCAGCUGUCUCAUGUCCAGUGAGUGGAAUAGAGCCAGCACCCAGGACUGUUUGGUGACCUGCUGAAAGAGUGCCAGGUGACAGUAUGGACAAAAAGGAGAUGUCAGAGGAAGGGGAUCUAAGGCUGGCAACAUCUCGGCUUCAGGAAGAGCGCCCUGAGGAUCUCUGAAGUGGUUGGUGACAAUGGCAACUAGGACAGACUAGCCCCAGACUGGAACCCUGAAGGACCCCUAGCCUGAUGUCCUUUGGAUCCCUGGCCAGGUGCCUAGACAGCCUGCCAUCUUGAGCCAAGCCAUCUCAUUAAAAACCGGCUCAAAGUGCA